AUUCUGCGUCCGGGGCCGUACAUAUGUGCCGAGUGGGAUUUGGGUGGGUUACCAAGCUGGCUGCUGCAGGAUAAGAAAAUGAAAUUAAGAACGACCUACUCUGGUUUCACAAGUGCUGUGAACUCGUACUUUGAUAAACUCAUUCCGAGAGUCACACCCCUCCAGUAUAAGAAUGGAGGCCCUAUUAUUGCUGUUCAAGUAGAGAAUGAAUAUGGUUCAUAUGCAAAGGAUGAGCAAUACAUGUCAUUCAUCAAAGAGGCGUUACUGUCCCGGGGAAUCUCCGAGCUUCUCCUCACAUCAGACAACCAUGACGGGCUGAAGUGUGGAGGGGUAGAUGGAG
This is a messenger RNA of Sinocyclocheilus rhinocerous, 340 nucleotides long. Its product is annotated as beta-galactosidase-1-like protein 2. Gene Ontology annotation, biological process: carbohydrate metabolic process. The annotation marks the transcript as partial. Gene Ontology annotation, molecular function: hydrolase activity, hydrolyzing O-glycosyl compounds. NCBI's taxonomy places the organism in Eukaryota, Metazoa, Chordata, Actinopteri, Cypriniformes, Cyprinidae. The transcript has 4 exons. The record is from RefSeq and is a predicted model, not a curated record.